GAGCCAUCGUUAACAAGUACUUUUCUAGUCAAAUGUAAUUGUUCAUUUUACAGUGGAAAGCACUUGCAAUUCAUAUGGACACAGUGGCAUUUUGUUAUAAGCCAAUACAAUGAAAGACUGUGAUAGUUUAUGUGAGAACAGUGUGCAGAUGGCAACUGAAUUACAAUUAGAUUGAACCUUAGCUGUGUGAAGUUGUUCUGUUGAAGACCUUAACUGUUACCAUGCUUCAGAAAAGAUGUCAACAACUCAAGGGCCCAGUUCCACUCCUGGGAAAUGAAUGAGGUGGUUGCUGUCAUCUUCAGUGUAAGAAAGACCGAGGAUACCAAGCAGUAACUGUUUUUCUUGGAUAAUAUGUCUCUCCCAGUGGGUCUCUUCACCAAAGCAGUUUGGACCUAAGAACUAGAAUGGGGAAAUAAUAAUAAUAAUAAUAAUAGGUAAAUAGUAAAUUAUUUUCUCAGAAAAUCAUUUUAAAACAUCUCAAAUGUACUAAAGAAUUCAAGUCAAUUCACUGUAGGCUUUUGUCAGAUUACUUCUUUUCUGAAGGAGGGAACCCAGGAAAAGGCGGCGGGGAGGAAUAGGGUGUGGGUCAUCCUUUAAAUCCCUUUACAUUCAUCUGGGAUGCAGUUUGCUCCUCCCCUCUUCCAGAAGGCACUUGAAAAUGCAUCUCCCACUUUUCAAGAGCGCAAAAACGAGUGCUGGAACAGCAGUGGCUCACAUGUUUUUGUGAUCUUAAGAAACCUGUAUAUAGAAUCAUAGAAUCAUAGAAUGGUUUGGGUUGGAAGGGACCUUAAAGAUCAUCUAGUUCCAUCCCCCCCUUCCCUCAAUACCCAUCCUUUGAAAGUGUCUUUCAUGUGUUUGGGAAAUGCUCGUGACCCUUGAGUAAAUAAAUGGUAAAGGUCAGGAGCUCUAGCACUUAAAGAGUUCCUUAAACUAAGCUAUUUAAUUUUGGGCGAGUGGAAAGUGUCCUCCCAUCCAGUACAACUUUUUAUUUUCUUACCUUUCCCAGAAAAAGAUUAAAUCUUUACACACUUGGUUCAGAUGGAAUCAGUUCUCUCCUCGUCCCCAUCCUGGUUGGGUUACCAAGCUGAAAAAUUAGCUAUCUGUUCAUCCUCAGUACAUACGUUUGGGUCGUGAGCAAUGAUUCUCAUUGGAGUAUGCAGCAACUAAACUGUAAUAUUUCUGGUAAAACAAGUCUGGUUUGCAAGCUACUCUCCCAAAUUAAUAUGCGAGGCUUGCUGGAGCUGGGGAUACACACCACCUGCCCAGAGGAGUGCUUGGAGAAACGUGGCUUGAUCUCCCUCUUGUGGAAAAUUAUUGGAACUAGAUUCUCGUGAUAGUAAAGAAGAAAAGUCCAGAAUCGGUGAACAAACGAUGGCAGCAAUUACCAUGCCACCUGAUGCUCUUGUCAGCCCUCAAGGAAAUGAAGAGAUGGACUCUCUGAUCGUACUGCAUUACAAUUACACAGGAAAGCUUAUUUUAAGGGAGAAGGCAACUGAUAACAUAGACCUGCCCACUAUUGCAUUUCUGAUCAUAUGUAGUUUCAUAGUCCUGGAAAACUUGAUGGUGUUGAUUGCCAUAUGGAAAAACAAUAAAUUUCACAACCGCAUGUACUUUUUUAUUGGCAAUCUAGCUCUCUGUGAUCUUUUAGCUGGGAUUGUUUACAAAGUAAACAUUCUUAUGUCUGGGAAGAAAACUCUGAGCUUGUCCUCCACAAUCUGGUUCAUUAGGGAAGGCAGCAUGUUUGUUGCCCUGGGAGCCUCUACUUUCAGCUUACUAGCAAUAGCUAUUGAGCGGCAUCUGACCAUGAUUAAAAUGAGGCCUUACGAUGCGAAUAAAAAGUACAGAGUGUUCCUUCUCAUUGGUACAUGCUGGCUUAUUUCAAUUUCCUUGGGUGCCUUACCCAUCCUUGGCUGGAACUGUAUAAACAACUUACCAGAUUGCUCAACAAUUUUGCCUCUGUACUCCAAGAAGUAUGUUGUGUUCUGUGUUAGUAUCUUCAUAGCCAUUUUGGUUGCCAUUGUCAUCCUCUAUGCUCGUAUCUACAUCCUGGUAAAGUCCAGCAGUCGUAAUGUCACUAAUCACAAUAACUCGGAGCGGUCCAUGGCACUCCUUAGGACCGUCGUGAUUGUUGUUAGUGUCUUCAUUGCCUGUUGGUCUCCUCUGUUCAUCCUGUUCCUCAUUGAUGUGGCCUGCAGAGUAAAGGAGUGCUCUAUCUUGUACAAAGCCAACUGGUUUAUUGCUCUGGCAGUCAUCAAUUCUGCAAUGAACCCCAUCAUCUACACUCUGGCCAGUAAGGAAAUGCGUAGGGCUUUCUUUCGCCUUGUUUGUGGCUGCCUGAUGAAAUCCAGAGUGGCCAGAUCUUUGCCUAUUCAGGCCACGCCAGAUCACAGUCGAAGUAAAUCCAGCAGCAGCAAUACCCAGAAGCCAAAGGAAGAUUUCCCACCGAUGAAUGUUGCCUCGUAUAUUGCUGAGAAAAAUGAAUCUCCAUUUCACAACGGAAAAUUCUGUAAGUAAAGGACUCCUCGAGACAAGUAUGUUUCUGUGGCUUUUAGAUUUAAACUACAAGUGUGGUUUAAGUAUUCAUGCACUUAAGUCACAGGGCAAAACACUAACCACUUAUUUAACUUUGAGGACUUAUUUAUCAACAAUCAUUUGCUUUGAGUGUUCAUUCAAUAACACACCUGAUUCAGAAAAAACCUUUCAUGCUACCCAACAACCAGGACAGAGUCCAUGCACAUCUAAUGACAUUGUGCACCACGAUGGCAUUGCAUGAUGAGGCUUCAUUUGGCACUGCCUGAUCUAGCAAGACAUCAGUAAAACCUGUUAGAAACUUCAGCAUUCACUACAUACUGCUGAUGAACAGAAAAUGAGCCCAAUUAUUGCCAACUGGGAGAAAAGCUCAUUACAUAUGUUGGUGAUUAUAGUUCUCUAUAUGUAUCUUGCUGUUAUGUUAAUGGCCUUAUAUGUAUGUGGUAUAAAUAGCUGUAUAUUUGUACAAUUCCUUAUUACAAAGUUGUUGUUUGGUAAAAGUUUACAAUAUACUAAACAUUGUAUUGCAGUGUACAGUGUAAGGUGACAAAUUAUACAAAUAGAUGUGUUUCAAUGGGGAUAUUUGAAAAUAUAUGAAGUAGUAGCUUUUAACUGACAGGAACUUUAACAUGUCAUAUCAAUGCAGUAUUUUUAUUUUUUCUGCUGUUAUUCAAACUUCUCAUGUGUCGUGAAAGACAACAUGACAGUUGUCACUGUGGCAUUUCACAACUUAUUUUAAACAAGGAGUAGUAAAAUAACCAUUGAGAGAGGCUAUAUGUGUUCACUGUUUAAAGUAGUUAAAAUGUGACCCAACAAUACAUGUGUAUCAAGUGUAUGUACUGUUUCAAUGCAUAUAUUUUUACUUACUAUUUCCAAUGUAUUUAAAAAUGUACGUCAAACUUACGUAAACUUGUGUACAUUGUGAAUGCACUACUUAAGCUGAGAUUCUUCAGUUCUGAAACAGAGAUAUAUCAUUUCAGAAAGCAAUGAACCACAACGGGUCCCUGUGGAGUUCCUUCUUUUCUCUCUAGGCACUACCACAGCGUGGGAUUGUGUUAGAAAUUCUCCCUGGGAAGAAGUUCACCCAGUGAGACAAGAUCCCAUUUUCUGGCAACGGGACCCUACGCUCCUACCGUCUCCAGGCACUUUUGCAGAUACGAGAGGGAAGAUGCGGUACAACAGGAUCAUGCUGAAGGGCAUAUCUCCAUUUAUUCCUGACCCUGCCUUGGAUCUGGAAUGAAAGCCUGUUUAGUUUGGAAGACCUGGAGCCCCAGACUUACUUUUUUGAGAGGCUGUUCCAGAGAAACCUGUAUGAAAACAACUUUACGGUUCAUUACUGCCUUACCAGCCUCAGUACAGGAUGGUGUUCAGCAUCAAAGGGAUUCCCUGAGACCUAGAGCAGUUAAGACUUCAUAAACAUCUGAUUUCAAGUGUGCAUGGAAGUGGCCCGUGGUACGUCCAUCAAUAGUUCCAGUCCGCAUGGAAGUGGCACGUGGUACUUCCAUCAAUAGUUGCAGUCCGCAUGGAAGUGGCCCGUGGUACUUCCAUCAAUAGUACUUUAUGGCUGGAGGCUUCAGUGGAGGCUGAUGGGAAAUUUUGAUACUAGUUCCUAUUGCCUUUCAGUAAGAAUGUAAGCAUCUAACUUUAUUGGGCUCUUUCAAAAAUUUGUGUUUAAUGUCUCAAAUCACACCUUGCCUUAUGCACAAUCAGUAGUAGUUGAGGCUUUUUUAAUACGCAGCCUGAAAGAGCUCAUCCUUAGCUUUACUCUGGUCUUAAUCAUUUAAAGCAGCAGCAUUAGACUCUUCCCAAGUGUGUACAGCGUAUAAGUUGUGUAAUGUGUGUAGCAGAAGCCUUUAAAAUGUAGAGAUUUGCAUUGUGAUUAUCGUUUACAAGUUAACAGUCUGCUUGUAAAUGUUUUAUGGUGUUAGAAAAGUGUAAGAACAAAGAAAAACUGUAUUUGAAUGAAAUAACUGUGAAAGAGUGUAGUUAGUGUGAAGUAAUUUCUACCAAAAAUGUUGAAAAGCAGUGCACUUAGAGAAAAAGAAAAAGCUAAAUUAAGCUAAGCGUGAUAUAACUAUAUGAACUGCAGAUAGAGGCUGGGUCAGCAGCUCUGUAGCUUUGCGAGAAAUAGAACUGGUGACAUUGCAUUGCCAUGGCUUGCUUAGGUUUUUAGAUCUUACAGUGCUACUUGGCUGUAUUUUCAGUGUGGAAGUUCUCCCCUGAAGUUGUGUCUUUGAAAACUGCCAGCUAAGAUAUUUGUGUGCUUCUAAAUGUUAGUUCACGAAGUGGUGGCACGUGGCAGCAUUCCUUGCUACUGUAGAGCAGAAAGGCCUUCGCAACACAAUGGUUUGAGAAAACAUUGUGGCUGACCCCACACCAACUCUCAUGUCAAGGAUGUUAUGUGAUUCUCUCUGUUUAGGUGAAAAAAAUGAGUAUUUUUAAUAGCCAAAGUCCAAGAAUAUGCACAUAAAAGUGAGUUUUAACAUCUGGAUUCUAGCCUUAGCUACUGUCAGAGUUGAUGCAAGGUACACAUAAUGCAAGCAACUCCACUGUUGGAGGCCAUGUGAUUGCAUGUCACUACAAAAACCUUUCACUCUACUCUGAUUUCCUUCUCUUUGUUUUGGAGCUGUGGGGAUAUUUUGCUAGUUCACUACCCUGCUGUACUUGAAGCACGCUCCUAAGAUUCAUGGGUUCACAUAUAACACUGAUAAUAUAAUUUGCAAAGUACUUAUGACUGAAGAGAAGAAAAACUAUUGUGGAUACAGUCUUCAGUGGGUACAUCCCACUGGGAUGUAUUAGGUAAAGCACAGAUUCUGGAAGAUUUCAGAGCAAAAUUUUCAAGUAGGGCAAGUGAAGGGCUUAACAGCAGUAGGCCAUAAACAACCAGGAAGAUGUCCUAUCCUUGAAGCUGCAAAAAGAUGGAGAAUAGCUUCUUUCACCCUAAGAUACUGAAAAUUCUUUAAAAUACAUCCCAGAAUCCAAGCAUUUUAUCAUCUAGGCUGAUUUGAGCAUACAAGAAACUGAAUCAGGUCUCCCUUUCCCAGUUGGUUUUACGUGGAGCAAAAGCUACAAAGGAGACUAACAUUUCAUUCAUAUUAUUUCAUUAAUUGGAAUAUUUAUUUUGGUUCUGGAUUACAAAAGAAAGGCAAAUCAAAUGACCUAAGGAGGGGAAAAAAGCUUUCAGAAGAUGCUUUCCAAAAGUCUUUUAUUGCCAACAGUCUUACAGAGUAUUUUCAACUGAUUAGGUACCAUAAACGUUUUGAAAACUGCUAAUUAAACCUCAAACCUUUGAACCAAA
Molecule: messenger RNA, 5827 nt
Organism: Aquila chrysaetos chrysaetos
Lineage: Eukaryota; Metazoa; Chordata; Aves; Accipitriformes; Accipitridae
Gene: S1PR3
Product: sphingosine-1-phosphate receptor 3
Exons: 2
Coding region: 1372-2514 (380 amino acids)
Biological process (GO): G protein-coupled receptor signaling pathway
Cellular component (GO): membrane
Molecular function (GO): sphingosine-1-phosphate receptor activity
Source: RefSeq, a predicted model, not a curated record